AUGCUCGUUGUGGUUGCACUUCAAGAGGUUUACGUGUCGACUAAACUGGAUCCUGAAAAAACGCCAAGGGAAAAUGCGUUAAAGAUUGUGGUAAAGAAUGUUUGGAUAAAAUUAGGUGGUCAAGAUGUCGAACUUAAGGGAGGAGAUCGGGACGACAUCCGGAAAUUAACAGAGUACGACAAGAAUGGGAACUUCACCGGCAAAGGCCAUUUUGCGUUCGUGUCUCGACUCUCGAGUGACAGCAGAGGUGCUCUCAGUGACAGCUUUCCUGUGGAACGUAGAAGUGUUAUAUAUGGUAUCGAGCAGUUCACGAUUUACUCACGACGUCGAUUGGCGCAUUUUGCUUGUCUCCGAGCUCAACCGGAAUGUCUUUCCAUGUACCAAUGUUGGACGCUCUCCACUCCCUCCCCUUUCCUGAGAACGACGUCGGCGUUUGCAUCGUGUUUGGUUAUAUCCACUCGAGACGGUUCUUCUGAGGCUCGGCAGGCAGGAGCCAUAAGCAAUCCGAUGCUUCCCUCCCCCCUGCACUACGAAAACGCUCCUCAGGACUACUCUUCUGCUGCUUUCAUCCAUUCUGGACCGGUGUCUGCGCCCAACAGCUCGAUCAAUAACUGUAACAGCUCCUCGGUGACAGUUUCAAAUAUCAAGCCAAUCUCAGCGUCGGUUGCUGCACGCCAUGGCUGGCGGUGGAAUAUCCAGUUUUUAUUCCCGAUGAAAGCUCGUUUUCAGGUACACCCCGCCGAUGAUCCGGCUUUGCGAGAUAAUGAUUCUCCGUCUAGUUUGCGUCCACUCCGAUUCGCUUCAACUGAACAGCUCGGAAAAACGGGCCGGCAAAAAAGUGUCAACUGA
Molecule: messenger RNA, 849 nt
Organism: Guyanagaster necrorhizus
Lineage: Eukaryota; Fungi; Basidiomycota; Agaricomycetes; Agaricales; Physalacriaceae
Exons: 8
Coding region: 1-849 (282 amino acids)
Source: RefSeq, a predicted model, not a curated record